Molecule: messenger RNA, 651 nt
Organism: Plasmopara halstedii
Lineage: Eukaryota; Oomycota; Peronosporomycetes; Peronosporales; Peronosporaceae
Exons: 2
Coding region: 1-651 (216 amino acids)
Biological process (GO): rRNA (guanine-N7)-methylation
Cellular component (GO): nucleolus
Molecular function (GO): rRNA (guanine) methyltransferase activity
Source: RefSeq, a predicted model, not a curated record
AUGCCGUACAAAAGUCUGCGGCCUGAAGAGCGUGGCAACGCAUUGUCCACAUCUUUCUCAUCUGCAGCGCUUGAAUUCUAUAGUGAAAAGCAGUCUGACGUGUAUACAACAUCUGCGAAUGCGAGGCUUCAAGAGGAUUUAACGCGACAUGCACUAGAACUUCUGUUUCUAGAUCUAACAUGUACCAGGGCCAAAGCUGAUGUCUUGUUGUUAUUAGAUGUGGGAGCUGGAUCCGGAUUAAGCACGAAGGCUGCUCAGAAAUGGUCUCAAGAGAAAAAAAUAUCUGUAUUUACGCUGGCGUUUGACAUCAGUGCAUCAAUGUUGUCUUUGGCAGCGAAGGAGACUCGAUUGUGUACCGAGUUUUACCGUGGCAAUGCUGCACAGAGUUUCCCUAUUCGUUGUGGUAUACUCGAUGGUGCUAUUGGUAUCUCUAUGCUUCAGUGGUUGCAGCCAAGAGGAUUAGAAGUGUGUUUCUCUUCACUAUUUAAACUUCUUUCGGAUGUCCAUGACUCUCGUGUCGUGUUUCAGGUCUAUCCGUCGAGUAAAGCAGAUGUAGACAAGAUGGAAAUGAUUGCUAUACAAAUGGGAUUUUAUCGUGCUGAAGCGUUUAUAUCAUUUCCCCACAUGACAUCAGCAAAAAAAAAAGCAUGA